This is a messenger RNA of Mytilus trossulus (common blue mussel), 3871 nucleotides long. RefSeq names its product mpv17-like protein 2. The record is from RefSeq and is a predicted model, not a curated record. The transcript is spliced from 6 exons. Gene Ontology annotation, biological process: cellular response to reactive oxygen species; mitochondrial ribosome assembly. Lineage: Eukaryota; Metazoa; Mollusca; Bivalvia; Mytilida; Mytilidae. Bases 175 to 777 code for a protein of 200 amino acids. Gene Ontology annotation, cellular component: membrane; mitochondrion; cytoplasm.
UUCCGGUUUGCAGACGUUUUUUGCAUCAGAAAUGUGUUUCUUCAGGAUAUAAUGACCAAUGGUCAAAUGGUCAGCCUUUUGAAUCUGUUAUGAAUCUUACUAGAUAAAGAUAUGGAAUAACAAAAUCUUAUCUUCAUCUUGGAACUUAACUCAGGAAUUGACAAACAUUUCAACAUGGCACAACUGUUUAAGAAAGUAUUCUCCAAAUAUUUAGUUGUGACCAAUACAGUUACCUGUGGCUGUCUGUUAGGAGCUGGUGAUCUAUUAACACAGAAUAUAGAACAGAGAUUCAUGCAUAGGAAAACAGAUGGAAGUGAAGGUGUUAAAAUCAACUGGAGUCGGACAGGGAGGAUGGUUUUAAUGGGUGUAAGUUUAGGACCAUUAACACAUUUAUGGUAUAGUCAUAUCAUAGAGAAGUUUAUUAAAGGAACAGGAAACAAGAUGGUGUUCAAGAAGAUAUUAGCUGACCAGUUAGUAGCAGGUCCUUGGUUUUGUUCUUCGUUUUUCUUUGGAAUGGGAUUGUUGGAAGGAAGAGGAGUACAAGGUGCUGUAGGAGAAGUAAAAGAAAAUUUCCUUCCAGUUUAUUUGGUAGACUGGUGCUUUUGGCCACCAGCACAGUUCAUCAACUUUAAAUAUGUACCAUUAGAGUAUAGAGUAGUCUUUGUAUGUACACUGACUUUAUGUUGGAACACAUUUUUAUCAUACAUGAAACAUAGGCAUGGAGAUUAUAAAGUUGAAGCCCCAGCAGUCCCUGUUAUAGAAAAUACUCAGUCUUAGUUUAUAUAUUUUUUAUAGUAAAAUCUCAAUUUUAUAGAUUUUUAUAUUUCGAAUUCCAAUGUAUAUUAUAUUAUAAAAAAAUUUGAUUGAACAAGAGUUAAGAAAACUCUAAAAGUUUAAUAUCAGGGAAAAUAUUUAUAGUAUUAUUUUGUAUAGCACAUUGUCUUUUGUACAAUUUUAUUGAUCUGCAGAUAUUUUUUAUAUAAACAGAUUUAGUGGUUUAUGAAAAUUGAUAAUAAUUAUCAAAUUUCUGUUUCCAAUAAUCCUUCAAAAAAUCCUUUUAAGAGUUGGCACAGCAGUUCUUUUUAACAAGUAGUUGAUUUGUGAUAAAGUUUUAACACAAUGAUUUUAAUAAUUUUUGUCGAGCCUGCAACUUUUGUUGCAGAAAGCUCUACAUAGGGAUAGUGAUGUGGCGGCGGCGGCGUUAGCUAACUUCUUUAAAACUUUAUAUUUUAAAAGGUUUUAGACCUGGAUGCUUCAUACUUCAAAUAUAGAUGCCUCAUGUUAAGAACUUUCCGUCAGUCACAUGUACAAUGUCCUUGAUCUCAUUUUCAUGGUUCAGUGACUACUUGAAAAAAAAGUUAAUAUUUUUUGUAAUGUUAAAUUCUCUCUUAUUAUAAGUAAUUGGAUAACUAUAUUUGGUAUGUGCAUACCUUGCAAGGUCCUCAUGCCCGUCAGACAGUUUUCACUUGACCUCGACCUCAUUUCAUGGAUCAGUGAACAAGGUUAAGUUUGGUGGUCAAGUCCAUAUCUCAGAUACUAUAAGCAAAAGGUCUAGUAUAUUCGGUGUAUGGAAGGACUGUAAGGUGUACAUGUCCAACUGGCAGGUGUCAUCUGACCUUGACCCCAUUUUCAUUUUCAUGGUUCAGUGGUUAUAGUUAAGUUUUUGUGUUUUGGUCUGUUUUUCUCAUACUUUAUGCAAUAGGUCUAUUAUAUUUGGUGUAUGGAAUGAUUGUAAGGUGUACAUGUCUAGUGGGCAGAUGCCAUCUGACCGUGACCUCAUUUUCAUGGUUCAGUGGUCAAAGUUAAGUUUUUAGGUUUUGGUCUUUUUAUCUAAUAUUAUAUGACAAAGGUCAACUAUAUUUAGUGUAUGGAAAUAUAUUAUGAUCUAUAUGUCAGUCCCGCAGUUUUUAUUUGACCAUGACCUCAAUUGCACAGUGUUAAUUUUUUGUGUUUUGGUCUAUUUUUCUUUAACUAUAAGUAAUAGGUCAACUAUAUUUGUUGUAUGGAAGCAUGUUAGCUGUACAUGUCUGCCUGGCAUGGUUCAUCUGACCUUGACCUCAUUUUAAUGGUUCAUUGGUCUUAGUUUAGCUAUCUUGGUUAUUGUAAAGUUGUAAUAAAGCUUUAUACUUAGGACUAUCAACAUAAUAUCAAUGAUUAAUGAAGAAGGCGAGACAUUUCAGUGUGUGCACUCUUGUUUUACUUCCAUAUAACAAAAAAAACACUUAAAAGCUGCUAAUUUUGACAGACAGCAUUUUUUAUUGGCAUAAUUCAUUGUAGUAUUUACAUUGUAAUUUUUAUUAUAUAAUGUUUUAUUUGACGGUUCAACAGGUUUGAGGUAAAUUUUAUCCUAAGUUGGAACCAAAAAAAGGGCCUCACUAUGGUUCCAGAUAUUUCAAUAUAUAGUCUGAUUUUGAAGAGGGUUUUUACUUGAAAUAACUAUAAGAUUCCUGACCUAUUCAGUUCUAUCCGUGAUAUACACCUAAUAAAAUUUUCAAGCUACAAUGGACCAAAGAGACUGGAAGAAGCACUUUAACAUGUAACAAAGAAUAUAUAUUUUUUCUAUCAGUUAAGAUAAAUUUUGUAAUUCACUUCCUUAUACCCUAAAAUUGCUUUUUUCAACAAUUUGUUAAGAGCUUGUUAAGGUUUCUUUGCUAUAAAAGGGUUUUUCAGUAAGUUAUCUAUAGAACUUCCUGCUUUAGACUGUCAUUCAAAUGUGUGAUAAGAGAACUUUAUGAAACCUAAUAAUAGAUAAAUAUGGUAUAUUGUAUUAAAUUUUUCAUGCAAAUUCAAUAAGGCUACUUUUGUAAAAAGUUUCCGGACAAUAGGAACAAAUUUUGCAAUACUUUGUUAAUUUCAAGAAAUAAAAAGACUAAAAAAAUCCAACUUAAACAUAGUUCAUGGAAUUAAACUAUUGUAUUCAGACAAUCACAAUGUCAAACAAAUACAACUGUGUACGCUACAAUAGAAGUGCAUACAUUUUAUUUAUUGCUGCAUCCUGUGGAUUCAUUUGUUUAUUGAUGGGUAUACAUUUUUUUUUGUAUUGUAGAAAACUAUCAUUUUCAUGGAUCUUUAAUUUCUUUGUUUUGGUAGUCUGCAUACAUUGCUGUAGAAACUUAUACUUGGUUGACUUUUAGAUUCGAGAUUCCCCUGUACCUACGAAAUCCAUGAAAAUUGAUGUCCAAUGAUGAAUCCAAAGUUUAUACCUGUUAUAUUACUUUUUCUACUAGCCUUAUACACUCAUUUUACUAAAAUCUACUGUGAAGUAAAACAUAAAAGUAUUAGAUGUGUGAAAUUACAAAUCUUUUCUAAAAAAUAUACAUGUAUAUGUUGCAUUAAAAGAUUCAAGGUUUCCUGCAGUCUGUCUUGGAUUAUUACAAAUUAGAUUAAAUAUCUAUAGAAGAGUGAAAACUUUAUAAGCUAAAAGAAAAACUCAUUUUGGUGCCCAUUGUUUUAAACAUUGAGCAAUUAUUUAUGCUUUCACCCCCACAAUCAGCUGGCUUAUCAAAAUAGGAGUUCCAGAAAAAAAAUGCUGUCACUUUUUAUUUAUAUUAUAUCAGUAUUAUUGAAACAGCAGUAAAAACUAUCCAAAAUUCUGUCUGCAAACUGCAUUUUCUUAUGGCAUUCUAUUGUUUUUUCCUGAGUAAUUUUAUUUUGAUACUUUCAUUAGUGUAUGCAGGAGUGCCUAAUUUCUUAUUGUAAUAAGGAAGUACUUUUAAGUUAUUUCUGUACUAUAAUAGUUAUAUUCUAGACAAUCUGAUACAAUGUAUUGUUGUAGUAAACAACAAUUUAAUUUGAAGUAUGUGUAUUUGAAGAUCUUAUCUGUUUUUGUGAAAUUAAGUCUUUCAUUAUUGGAAUAAAAUUGAAUUAUUUA